AUGGUGAGGUGGUCUAGUCUAAAUCUUAUAGACGAAGGGAGGGUGAGAAGCCAAGGAAAAUGGAGAGCUUUAAAGAUAGGAACUAUCAAGAUUAAUAUUGAUAGGGCAUGUGGGAGAGAUGGUGUAGUGGCUGGGUGUGGAGGUAUAGUGAGAGACCACGCUGGAAAGACAAUGGGAGGCUUUUUGUAUCAUAUCAGUCAGAGGGUGAAUCUACUAUGGUGUGGUCAUGAUGCUAAUACUGUUGCUAACAAGCUUGCCAAAGAAGCCCUUGAUCUCGCUGAUGGACCUAUAUCCUUCAUAGAUCUACCUAAGUGUAUUUAUGAGUUGUUAGCUGCUGAUUUAAGGGCCUAG
Messenger RNA from Prosopis cineraria, 351 nucleotides. RefSeq lists its product as uncharacterized. The coding region runs from base 1 to 351 and encodes 116 amino acids. The transcript has 2 exons. Lineage: Eukaryota; Viridiplantae; Streptophyta; Magnoliopsida; Fabales; Fabaceae. The record is from RefSeq and is a predicted model, not a curated record.